AUGACAUCUCGGACGGGGUCUGUGGCGGAGCUCCGACAGGAGUUGCGAGAUCUAGACACGCAGCGGAAAGCCAUGGAGGAUGAGAUUACCUUGCUGUCAGAGCGUUUAAAUGCUCCUGGACAACCUGGAGUCAGCGGGAGUCUCCUGGAUAAGCAGGGCUUUCCCCGUGACGACAUUGACGUGGUGCAAAUCCGGCGGGACCGCCACCGGCUCAUCUGCCUCACUAACGACCAAAAGGCUCUUACGGACAAGCUGGCAAGGCUUCUGGGGGAGCUCCACGAGGCUGUGAGGUGGGCGCCCCUUUGGCUGCGAAGGAGGGACGACCGCGUCAGCACCAGCACCAGCAUGGCUGUGCCGCCUCCGGUUCCCUUCGCGUUGGUGGACGAGGUAUCGGGGGGCUCUCCGGCGGAGGCGGCUGGGCUGCAGGUGGGUGCCCCGUCAUGCUGUGUGCAGGUCGGUGCUGCCUCUUCUGCUGGUCAAUCUUUGCUCCAGGCCGUGGCGGCGGUGCUGGCUGCCAGCGAGGGGCGACCCGUCGCAGCACGUGUGCUGCGUCAGGGGGCCCCCCUGGAGCUUUCCCUGACUCCGUUGCGUUGGUCCGGACGGGGUCUGCUGGGCUGCCACCUGCAGCCUUUGUAA
Molecule: messenger RNA, 636 nt
Organism: Volvox carteri f. nagariensis
Lineage: Eukaryota; Viridiplantae; Chlorophyta; Chlorophyceae; Chlamydomonadales; Volvocaceae
Exons: 4
Coding region: 1-636 (211 amino acids)
Biological process (GO): proteasome regulatory particle assembly
Cellular component (GO): cytoplasm; nucleus
Molecular function (GO): protein binding
Source: RefSeq, a predicted model, not a curated record